Vicia faba (fava bean) is the source of this 792-nucleotide messenger RNA. Lineage: Eukaryota; Viridiplantae; Streptophyta; Magnoliopsida; Fabales; Fabaceae. The record is from the annotation of a GenBank genome assembly.
AUGGAGUUGAUGUGUCAUUCUUCAACUUUUCUUCUUCCGCCGGAAAAUCCAAACACAGCUUCAUCUUCUUCUUCUUCUGUUUCUCUAACGUACGCUCUUGUUGUUCUCAACCAAAAUCUUCCCAAAUUUACUCCUCUGCUUUGGGACCACGCACAUAUACGAGUUUGCGCUGAUGGAGGUGCCAACCGAGUGUUUGAUGAAAUGCCUCUUUUGUUUCCUCAACUAAAUCCUUCACAUGUUCGCUCAAGGUACAAGCCUGAUGCAAUCAAAGGAGACAUGGAUUCAAUCAGGACAGAAGUGCUUGAUUUCUAUGCAAACCUGGGAACAAAGAUAAUUGAUGAGUCUCAAGAUCAGGACACCACAGAUUUACACAAAUGUGUUGCAUACAUACGUGACCUUGUACCAAAUACUGAUAAAUCAGAACUAUGUAUUCUCGCUACUGGAGCACUUGGCGGGAGAUUUGAUCACGAGAUGGGAAAUAUUAAUGUGCUCUGUCGAUUCUCCAACACACGUAUUAUCCUUCUAUCUGAUGAUUGCCUCAUUCAUCUUCUUCCAAAGAACCACUCACAUAAGAUCUUUAUUCAAUCUUCUAUUGAGGGUCCACAUUGUGGACUCGUUCCCAUCGGGACGCCAUCAGGAAGUUCUACAACCACCGGACUCAAGUGGGACCUCAAUAACACGGAGAUGAGAUUUGGUGGUUUAGUAAGCACAUCAAAUAUUGUAAAAGAGGAUAUAGUAACAGUACAGUCUGAUUCAGAUCUUCUUUGGACUAUUUCCAUUAAGAAGCUCUAG